AUGCACGCCUCCACUACCAGUACCAAGCCAAAGGUCAUUGGUAUCUAUGGAGUGCCUGGGGCAGGCAAAACCUUCUUGUUCAAUCAGUUGAAGCACGAGCUUGGUGAAGCCGAUUUCUACUUCUUCGAAGGAUCCGAGGUCAUUGCAGCUCUUGUUCCGGGAGGUCUGGUGGCCUUCAAGCAGUUGGACGACCAGGAGAAAACGAAGUGGCGCGAAGAGGCAAUAUACAGCAUCGAAAAUGUCUGUAGAGCCACCAGAAAGACUGGGAUUGUUACAGGUCACUUCAUGUUCUGGCGGGAAGGAGAGGAGGAGGGAGAGAUGGUCUACACUCCAAGCGACUUGAAAACGUACACCCACAUCGUUUACCUGGACGUUCCCGCUGACGUCGUCGAGCAACGACGUCGGGAUGACACGGAACGAUCGCGACCGUCUGUAACGACAGACCAUCUGAUGAGAUGGCAGCAGGCCGAAAAGGACAGGCUACGCGUACUCUGCCGGGAGAAUUCCAUCUUGUUCUCGGUUCUCGGCCCGCACCGGUCAUCAGUGGGUACGAUCUCGGCGCUGUUGCGGGAUUUUCAUCGACACACGGAAGAACACAACUUAUCUUGCGCCGAAGCCAAGCUGGACGAAAUCAUGUCGCCCCGCAAAGAGCGGCUGGAAACGGUUCUUGUCGUGGACGGCGAUCGGACGUUGGCCCCGGUCGACACUGGGGCGUUGUUCUGGGCUCAACUUACAGCAUCCCAGGAGCGAGCGCGCGGAUCAUCCCCUCUCAAAUCUCUUUUCAGCAGCCCUUUGGGGCACUCAUAUGAUGCCUUUCGACAAGCCGCCCUGCUGUGCGAAGACGCCGUCGAUGAUCAAGAGUACGAAGCGCUGUGCUCGGAUGUCGCUUCACAAGUUACAAUGUACCCGGAAUUCACGACGCUUCUGCAGCUGGCGUCGCGACAAGAGCAUAUUGGCGUAGUCGUUGUCAGCUGUGGCCUUCGACGCGUGUGGGAGAAAGUGAUGGAAAGAGAAGGGCUUUCAAGCACAGUCAAGGUUAUCGCUGGCGGCCGUGUUUCAGACGGGUUCGUAGUUUCCGCAGCAGUCAAGGCUGCCACGGUGAACCAUCUCCGGAAGUCCCAGAAACUAAACCAGGAGCAAGGCAUGGACGAGGCGCUACCAAUUUUCAUCCGCAACCACGGCUUCCGGGCUCAUCAGCUUUUGCUGCCCCGUAAUGCACCGCCACGACUCGACAUCACCACGCUUCCCCUUAUCACCGAGCGUGAUAUCAUCGAAAAAAUACUCUGCAGAAGAAAGGUUCCCAUAGCCAAUUUCGCCACUAUUGCAACGAACAAGACGUCAGCAAAAUUGCUCGCAACCCCUAUGCGCAAUUCCGCCAUUUCUGGUCCAACACUUCAGGAGGCUCAUCGCCGUGCUGGAGCAUACCUUGCAACCGAAUUUGUUGCCAGCAUCAUCGGCCUGGAAGAGUAUGAUACUCCUCAUGUCAUGGGCCAUCAGAGCACUGGAUACCGGCUUCAACACGAAAAGCGAACCACAAUUGUGGCACUCAUGCGGGGAGGAGAACCUAUGGCAAUGGGAGUCAAUGACGUCUUUCCGCUGGCUAUGUUCGUCCACGCCAACGGGCCCGAGGAGGUAAACUCCCAUCACGUGGAAGGGCAAUCUCAAGUCCUACUGGUGGAUUCAGUGAUCAACACGGGCGAGUCCAUUGUGAAGUUUGUUCAGGCGAUCCGCCGCCUACACUCAACCAUUCGCAUCAUCAUUGUAGCUGGCGUGGUUCAGGAGCAGUUCAUCGAUCCAAACAGCGAAUCCUACGAGAUUCUCGCUGGGGAUGGAAAGGUCAAUCUUGUUGCCCUCCGGCAUUCCAGCAACAAGUUCACAGGCAGCCGUGACACCGAUACAAGCAAUCGUCUUUUCAACACCACCCAUCUACUUUGA
Molecule: messenger RNA, 1935 nt
Organism: Lasiodiplodia theobromae
Lineage: Eukaryota; Fungi; Ascomycota; Dothideomycetes; Botryosphaeriales; Botryosphaeriaceae
Product: Uracil phosphoribosyltransferase protein
Exons: 2
Coding region: 1-1935 (644 amino acids)
Biological process (GO): dephosphorylation; L-serine biosynthetic process
Cellular component (GO): cytoplasm
Molecular function (GO): magnesium ion binding
Source: RefSeq, a predicted model, not a curated record